AUGGCUAAGAAGAAGAAGCAGAACAAUUCUACACCUCAAUUAGCACAACAUAGGAAUUCUAAUGAUCCAGUUUUUGAUACAAUUUUGCAGAAUUUGCGAAACUCGGGUUCUACUUUUGUGCCAAGCCCAAUUCAAGAGGCAGAUGAGCUGGUCACUCCGGUGCCGGCACUGGUCAAUCCGUCUUGUGGUUCUAUUCCCCGGAGUGAUGCUGAGACUAUUGCACUAUUUGCUGAAGCCAUUUCUACACCAGCAUCCUUGAUUUCCAAUAGAACAGGUCCUGAAACUCUUAGUCGUAUUGGUAGUCUGCUUGGUAUUCCAAUUUGUUCUGAUGAAUGCACUACUAGACAACUAAGAGUUUCCUUUGCCAAAGUUUUGAUAGAGAUUGAUGUUACCAAGCCCUUUCCUAAAUCUGUGUUUGUGGAAAGCCCUUCAAAGGAAAUUCUGGAACUUAAGGUAGUCUAUGAAUGGACCCCACCUUUUUGCUCUAAAUGCAAUAAAGUUGGCCAUGAUUGUUCUGCCAAAGCUCCAACAGUUUCUAAGCAAUUAGUGACUGCAGCUCCCAAGCAGUCAGUGACUACAGCUCCCAAGCAGGAAGUCUGGGUUGCUAAAACCAACCAUGUUGUUCCUGCUACUGCUGCUACUGCUGAUUUCACUAUUCAUGGGCAGUCUGUCAUCAAUCCAAAUGUUUCUACUGCUCAGAAUGACUCAGAUGCAGGUUGGAGAAUAGUUGGGAGGAAAACAAAGAGCCAACAUACUAGAGUUAAUCAGCCAGCUGUUACCUCAAAUGCUUUUGUGGCUUUAAUUGAAGAUGAGACAGAAGGUGAUGGUGGUUUUACUAUCAAUCCAAUCAGGGGUGAGACAAAAGUGAAAGCUAAAAAUAGUAUUGGUGUUCAGAAGAAAUUUGGCCCUUCCUGGACUUGGGUUUGUAACUAUUGCUGCUCUCCUAAGGGUAGGAUUUGGGUUGGCUGGAAUGCUGAUAGAGUUACUGUUAACAUUGUGGAAAUCCAUGAGCAAUUCAUUCAUUUCAUUGUUUGUAACAAGGACUUAUCUUCUAAGAUUCAGCACACCUUUGUAUAUGGUAUGCACUCUAUUCAUGAUAGGCUUCCUCUUUGGGAAGGUAUUAAAAAUAUCUCUUUGCAGCAAAUUCCUUGGUUAUGUGUUGGAGAUUUUAAUUAUGUUCUUAACUCUCAAGAUAGGCUUAAUGGAAAUAGUGUUACUGAGUAUGAAACUAGAGAUUUUCAGAAUUUUGUUGAUGAGCUGGAUCUUACUGAGAUUAAGAUUAAAGGGGCUUUUUACUCUUGGUCUAACAAAGCUCAUUCUGGUCCUAGGACUCUUACUUGGAUUAAUAGAGCUUUUGGUAAUCAAAGUUGGCUUGAUGCUUAUGGGCAUGUGGAGACUACACUGUCUCCCAUUCUUAGAAUACUGAAGUUUGAUCAGGCUCACAAUGAUCUUUUAGACAUUCAGAACUUGAUUAUUCAGAAUACAGAAGACAGUGAGCUUCAUGUUAAGGAAGCUGAUGCUAUUGCAGUUUUGCUCAAGGACCCUGCUGCUGUUACAACUGAAAUUCUUGAUUUCUAUAAGUCUCUCUUAGGGACUAAGGCUCCUUGUCUCCCUGCUGUUGAUUUGGUCACUAUGAGAAGAGGUAAGAAGCUUAGUUCUUAUGCUCAGCAGUUUUUUAUCCAGCCUGUUUCUCAUUCUGAGAUUGAUAGUGCUCUUAAGAGCAUUGACAACUCAAAGGCCCCUGGUAUUGAUGGUUUUAACUCUUUCUUUUUUAAGAAAGUCUGGCAUGUUUCUAAAGAUGAUAUUUAUGCUAGUGUGCUUGAUUUCUUUGAGAAUGGGGUUUUGCAAAGGCAAUGGAAUUGCACUUCUAUUACUCUGGUUCCUAAAGUUCCCAAUGCUUCUCAUGUCAAGGAUUUUAGGCCCAUUGCUUGUUGCACUGUGGUUUAUAAGCUCAUUUCCAAGAUUAUUACUGCUAGGCUUGCUUCUGUUAUUCGAAAUUUCAUUGAUGAUGCUCAAGCAGGCUUCAUUCUUGGGAAGCACAUUGGUGAUAACAAUUUACUUGCAACUGAGCUUAUUAAGGGUAUAAUCACAGCAAAGAAAGGUUUGAGACAAGGUGAUCCUAUGUCCCUCUUUCUUUUUGCUAUUGCUAUGGAAUACUUAUCCAGAUGUCUCUAUGAGCUAAGCUUGAACCCUGAUUUCAAUUUUCACCCUAGAUCUUCAAGUCUCUCUACUAAUCUUGAUAAAAGUGAAGUCUAUUUUGGUGGUGUUCCUGUUGAUAUUCAGACUAAGCUUAGUGAUCUUCUUGAGGUCUCUCAGGGUUCUAUUCCUUUCAAGUAUCUUGGUGUGCCCUUUUCCUCUAAGAAGCUUACUAUUUCCCAGUGUAAGCCUCUAGUUGAAAAGGUUACUGCAAGAAUUCAAGGGUGGAUGGCUAAACACCUUUCUUAUUCUGGGAGGCUUCAGUUAAUUAAGAGUGUUCUUUUUGGCAUUCAGACAUACUGGGCUCAAAUUUUCAUUUUGCCUAAGAAGAUCCUGAAGGAGAUUGAAGCUAGGUUCAGAUGUUUCCUUUGGACUGGCUCUUCUGCUCCUCCUAGGAAGUCCUUAGUUUCUUGGAACAGUGUCUGUCUUCCUAAAGUUUGUGGUGGCUGGAAUCUUCUUUCUCUCCCUGAGUGUAACAAAGCUGCUAUCACAAAGCUUCUCUGGGAUAUUGCUCAUAAAGCUGAUGAUUUAUGGGUAAAGUGGGUUCACAUUUACUAUUUCAAAUAUAAAGAUAGCUGGACUGCCCCUAUCCCUGCUAAAUGCUCUUGGUUCUUAAAGAAAAUUCUGAGUUGUAGAGAUGUAGUGAAUGAUCUAGGGGGAUGGGAUGACUUUAUUCAGGAGAAUGAGAAUGUGCAACAUUUGUUCUUUGAUUGUGAGUUUUCUAGACAGAUUUGGAGCAGAGUCUUGAGUACUUUUCAUGUGCCAAAGCCUGCUCAGAGAUUUGAUAAAGAAGUUGCUUGGAUCAAAAGCAUUGCAGAAAGUCUAACACUAAGAGUCAAUUGCUGCAUGUUGCUUUCACUGAGACUGUUUAUAGCAUAUGGACUCAAAGGAAUUCUGUGCUUUUUACAGGGAGCUGUAAAACCGUUGGCAGUGUUGUCAGAGAUAUAA
This is a messenger RNA of Chenopodium quinoa (quinoa), 3144 nucleotides long. RefSeq lists its product as uncharacterized. The record is from RefSeq and is a predicted model, not a curated record. The transcript has 9 exons. The coding region runs from base 1 to 3144 and encodes 1047 amino acids. Lineage: Eukaryota; Viridiplantae; Streptophyta; Magnoliopsida; Caryophyllales; Amaranthaceae.